This is a messenger RNA of Drosophila montana, 2399 nucleotides long. RefSeq lists its product as uncharacterized. NCBI's taxonomy places the organism in Eukaryota, Metazoa, Arthropoda, Insecta, Diptera, Drosophilidae. The coding region runs from base 94 to 2115 and encodes 673 amino acids. The record is from RefSeq and is a predicted model, not a curated record. The transcript has 2 exons.
ACAAAUCAAGGCUGUAUAUUGAAAUUUUGGAACAUGUUGACAGAUAAAUUUGAACGGAAGUAUUGUUAAAUUUGGUUGCGUGCGCCCAGCAAAAUGCGCAAAAAUGUUAGCCCAGGUGGAGCAAGGAGUAGCAGCCCGAUGUGGUACACUGCGGCAGCGGAGUAUGCACAGAAAUUGCGUAUGUCCAAUCCGAUGGGCCCCAGGUUUAGUCAGUCGGCGGGCAACAGCCGGGCUCCAAUGAGGGGCUUUAGUGGGCAGGGAAACAGAUUGCUUCCGGCACAGAACUCUAGUGGGCCUUCGCAAAAUAGAGCCAGGGGCUUGGAGAGCAGAAGUAACUCCAUUAAACGGCGUCGUCCGCGUAACUCAACGAGAAAUGAAUUUUUGGCAACGCCGUCCAGUAUCCGAACGACCACCCGCUCAGCUUCGCCUCACGUGGUCGAUAUGCAGAUACCACUUCACAACCUGACGGAUCCUUGGCACAAGAAUAAUACCAAGGUAACAACAAUGAUGGAGGCUCGGAACAGCUAUGACUUUGCUGCCAAUUCCGAUGAGGACAACGAAGACAACGAGACCAAAGAGGGAAAUUAUACUGUGCGUACGCGGAUGUUAAAAGGCAAAGGAUCCAAGCAUUUUCUACAAACCAAUAUGUCACCACUUAUUAUGGUGGAGCCAAAUCCAAAGAGCAGUUCGCCUUCAAAAACAUCACAUGUCCGAAGGAAACAUCGCACUUCCACCUCCCAAUUGCCAGAUACCAGAAGUAGUACCAAUCCGGCGAACAUUGAACAGCAGCAGGCGCCAGCUGUAAGCGAUCCUGUGGUGCAAGACGAUGUCGGAGCAGCUGCUGCUGUUGACGUGAGAGAGGGCGGGACAAACGAAGAAGCAGCUGAAAAUACAGCGACGAAGAAUAACGAUUUGGAUGGCAAGCCAUCGAGAUGCGAUUGCCCAACCUUUCGUGGCGAAUAUCCAUUGCGUCGUUGCUCCGACGGCAAUGUUAAUGAUGUGGUGAGUCCGGGCCGAGAUGAUGACUGUGAGAACUUGGUUACGGCCUGUGAGGUAACAGAGGCGCACUAUAUAAGCUAUGACUGUGAUGAGCUGAACUCGGCGGUCGGAAAUGAUUUGGAUUUGCAAUCUCAUCAGAGCAACUUCUGGAAUGCCGCACCACAAUAUUAUCUGCCGGCAUUCAUCUCGCCGGGUCAACUGGGAAAAACAGCUUGCAUGGAGAAGAAACAGUCGACAAAAUGCGCUGCCAAAAAAACCUGCGCUUGUCAGCAGCCGCAGCAAGGAAACCGAAUGAAUCGAAAUAAUUGUACCUAUAACAAUCGUGGCAUUACCUGGAACAGGCCGCCCUGCCGGCAACAGCAAAACCAUGGCUAUCCGGGCCAACAGAUGCACCCCAACUCCUGCUAUAGCAUGUGCAGUCAUCAUCAGCCAAUGCAAGUGCCCGUCCGGAUAUCGACACAUUCCUGCCAAAGCGGUCUAACCGAGCUGUUGGCCCAGCAGCUGCAGAACCAGAUGCAGCAGGCGCAGGUCCAAAUCGCCCAGGUUCAAAUGCAAUUGAGCAAUGUCUGCGGCUCGUCCAAAUUGCAGCACACGCCGGCUCUGCCCCAUAAUCUAACAGGCUGUGCGUUGAGCAAUGAUUCAUCGCGGGAGAUCACAGGCGAUCCGGAGCCGUGCUCGGAUGCGGACACAGAGAACGAUGCUGCCUUGCCAGCGGACGUCGAGGAGACACAGCAAAGACGUUCGGUACAGUUUCCGGCAAAAGAUAAUGCCUUAGCCCCCGUGGCAAAUGCGAAUGGGACAACCGAACAGCAGCCGUUGAUGGUGUCUCCGACAUCGCCAGCACCACUGAUGAGCCUUGGAAUGUAUACAACCAUGCCCGAUGCACAGAACCAACAACGCUAUCCACAGCAACAGCAACAGCAACAAUAUUCAAUGCAGUUGCCACUACAACAAUAUCUAAUGCAGCAGCCGCAGCAGCAGCAGCAGCCGCAGCAGCAGCAGCCGCAACAUAUGCAUUCACUACAGUUUCCGGGGAAUUGUUAUCGACAGCCCUGUUGCCGGCAGCGCUAUGCCCAGAUGCGCUUCAUGAUGCCGCGCUGCUGGCAGGGCCACUAGAGAGUAUCCUCCGCAGAGUAUUUAUUGGCUUUACCCAAAGGAGUUCGUAAGGUAACGUGCCAUGUACAGUGAAACAAGGAGUGCACAACAGCGACCUUAUGUAUAAUGUACGGUACAUUACAAACUCGGUUUAUCUAUGGAGAGUUUUAACCAGAGUUGAGCUAAAUCCAAUUUGGUCAAUGCUUCCGUUUCAAGUUAUAAUAGUUGCAUUUUAUUAUAUUAUAUAUAAGUAUAUAUGUAUUAUCAAAAUUGUCAAAACAUUAAUAUGAUAAGCUCUCAGAAAA